GGGGGCAAGGAGCGAUAGAGUUAUUAGCUCGGGCUGCAGCAGACAUCACUGUACGAGCGGAGGGGAGACGAUUUCACCGGCAGUGCGCGAGAACGCACGGAGCCCUGGCAACACGGAGAGCCUCGCGCUUCCCUGCCCGUUAUACCGUAGCCUACAUUGGAGAUGAGAAGGAGAGCAGGCGCGAGGGAGGGGAACAGGGGGAACUCUCUUCUUCAGCAGUCUGAAUGCAGCCAGAUAUCCAUCUCAUGAAAAAACACCAUCUACAAACAGAAAGCAUUUCCUAGUUGACUUCAUAAAUCUCUCUCUUUCAGUGGGAAUGGUGAGGGUUGUUGGAGCCAGGCAGACGCAGACGUGGACAGACAGAGUGAGAAUCACAAGCUGUCCCCUUAGACAGCAGGAGGAGAGAUUUAUACAUCCCCGUCCCAGUGGUUUCAUCUGGACUCUUCUCUCCAGUUGAACAUUGGAACCUUCUACCUGGUCAAGAUCCGCCUGUAUUAUCCUAUUGGGCUGUGCUGGAGGCCUGCACUGAGACUACGAGUCGCGUUGGGAUUGUAACGACUUCAAUGGGCCACAACACUCACUGAAACACCGGAGGUAACUGAAUGAGGUUCUUCCUGCAGUCCUGGAGACUCACUCUCAGAGGGAAAUGAUUCCACAUGAAUUGCAUGGACCGCUCUCCCACAGCAGGUGUGACUUCCAUUGCUUAAGACUGAAAUCUGUGUCCAUCCGACCUUAGGCACAGAAUACAUCCCCUCACACCACCACUCUCCUCUCUAACCCAUCCCCAUCCUUGCUUCGAGCCAGUCAGUGGGACGGCACACUCUGUUAGCAAUACAAACAGAGACCAAGAGGGAGAGGAAAAGAGCCAAAAAAGACAGGGAAGAAACAUCCAGAAAGAGUGGUACAAGAUUCUCAGACACAAUGAAGUCAAACCAGGAGCGUAGCAAUGAAUGCCUGCCCCCAAAGAAGCGUGAAAUCCCAGCAAGCACUCUGCCCUCAGAGGUGAGGCCCGUGGUGAUGGCGCCUGCCAAUGAGAGCCAGCGUUCAGGGAACCUGGCCUGGCUUGCCAGUCUGGCAAGCGGACAUGACAGAGGGCGGCAGCACACCAGCACCUCCUCAGAGCCCGAUGGGCCUCAGUACAAACCAUUGUUAGCCACAGCUGAGAGCACACAUCCCUCGUCCACGCACUUAACCAGAUCUCCCACUGCAGUGACCACCAUACCUGCAGUGUACACGUCACCCCUCUCUCAGCAUGCUGGCACCAUCCAGUACACACCCCUGGCUCCUAAUCUUCACUUCAUCAGCUCUCCGUACCCUGCACCAUAUGCUGGCUACAUCUCACCUCUAGUUCCCCCUUUGGCUGCCACCAGUACCAUACAACGUGAGGCUUAUUCCAGCAUCUACAGUUCUCCUGCAUCCAAAAUUGACCAGCACCACCAAUUGGGCCGUCCUACAGGGCUGGUCACAACUGACAACACCUCUUUGCCCCACUCCACCCAAUACAUCCAAAUUGCUGGUUCUCCUCUAAGCGUAUCUCCUCGGACUGCUCCGUCCCCCCAUGUUCACUUGCCUCUACACUUACACUCUCACCACACGCUCCCCAUCAGUGGCCACUCGCCAGUCUUAGUUCAGUACACAGAUGGACCUUUACCCAAGAGGGAGGAGACAAGGCCCAGGGAGGUGCUGAAUGGAGAGCUAGAGAAGGACAGACGCUUUGGUCCAUCUCCCGAAUCUAGUGCAGGGAAGCAGGGCAGCACUGCCAAAGGGGGUUCCUCUACUCAACAGCACCAGAUCCACCAGCAGCAGAGCCCACGUCACUAUGAGGCUCGGCAUGUGGUGCUCCCUGCCGAUUAUGCGCAGGACAGCGCAACCAUGCGGACCUCGUUGGUGCUGGUACCCAACAGUCAUAGCUCCGGUGGUACACCUGACAAGCUGCCUCCCCUAACAUCCCACUCUGAGAAAGGAGGGAUUUGCGCAGGCAAACCUGUGUCCCGUAGUUCCUCCUCCUCAGCCUCCCUCCCAUUUCCUCCUCCCCCUCCACCUGUGGACAGUUUGAAGGGGGUGGCUACCACACUGUCUCCUCAUGCAGUCAUCCAGACCACACAUAACACCACAGAGUCACUCUCCCUGGGCCUCCCCUCCACCAAUUUCUACUCUGCCCAACAGCCCAUCAUUGGUUACAUUGCCGGCACAGGGCACCAGCAACCUCUCAGCUAUCACACCAGCCUACCCCAGCACCUGGUCAUCCCUGGAACUCAACCGGUCAUCAUCCCAGUGAGUGGAACUGAAGCUACUGCUACAUCGACCACACCACUCUUGCCUGCGGCACUACCCCAUACUUUCGUCACCUCAACGGCCCCAAAAGUAGAGACUUUUGAGGCUACAGCCCCAUACCCUCACCCUGCCGCAGAUGUGGUUCAAGCCCAGUUGCAUCUGCCUGUGGUUCCGGCCCCUGCUGGUCUGCUGACAACUCCACCGCCACCCUCAGCCCCUUCACUGCCCCCUUACUUCACCAAGGGCUCCAUCAUCCAGUUGGCAGAUGGGGAAUUGAAGCGGGUGGAGGACCUGAAGACAGAGGAUUUCAUUCAGAGUGCUGAGAUCAGCAAUGAGCUGAAGAUUGACUCCAGCACUGUAGAGCGCAUCGACAGCAGUCAUACACCUAACUUUGCUAUUAUACAGUUUGCUGUAGGAGAGCAUCACUCACAGGUCAGCGUGGAGGUGCUAGUAGAGUAUCCUUUCUUCGUGUUCGGCCAGGGCUGGUCAUCAUGUUGUCCAGAACGGACAACACAGCUGCUCGAGUUGCCAUGCACCAAGCUUUCAGUAGGUGACGUCUGCAUCUCCCUCACCCUGAAGAACCUGAGGAAUGGCUCCAUCAAGAAGAGCCAGGGGCAAGUCUUGGAUGCGCCUACCCUCGGUCCACCCCUUAAAUCACCCAAAGCACUCUCAAGCGGCGUGCGAGGGGGUGUUCGGCACACAGAAAAGGAAAAUGGACUUGGGCAGUGUGGAGAUCAGGGAGGAGGAGGCGGUCAAGGCAAUAGAGAGAAUGGAGAACUGAGGUUUGGCGAAAGAGACAUCUGCAAAGCACCACCGGUCACUGAAUCAGAGUCUGGCAGCAAACCCACAGGCCGCAAAAGGAGGUGGUCGGCCCCUGAGGGCCGCAAAGUGGAAAAUCCUGAAGGAGAGCCUCCUUUAACGUUCCCCAAGCCUUCCUUCAUCCCUCAGGAGGUUAAAAUCAGUAUCGAAGGCAGAUCAAAUAUUGGAAAGUGAAUGCGCAUUGGACUGUCAUAUUGUAAAAGCAAAAUUUGCCCUCAGAAUGUUUUAGGUUCUUUUUUUCUUUUUUAAUUUGAGUUCUGAUUUCAUUUUCUAUCCAGAUUACAUUAUCUAAAGGCUAAAUUACUCAGUAUGUACAUUAUCACUUCUAACAUUGUAAUAGAUGCAUUCAAUAUUACACAGGCAACUGGUGCAAUUCAUUUGAUUGGUCAAAUUCAGGGUGGAUGUAGUUCAAGGUGGGAAGGUCGUGAGAUACCUGAGCACUGCAUGAUAUCCUGAAGGCUUCAGUAUACACAAUCAGUCACAGCUAACAAGGCUAAGACGUCUCGCUAGUCUCUCACCUACAACAUCCUCUACUUUUUUUUUAGCACAGACAAACCUGGUUUAUCUACACCUAGUGGCAAUUAAAACAUUCACCUGCUGAGUGAACCUGAAAAUGUUAGUAAGGGAAGAUGAACAACUGGUGUGAAUAACAUUGCUAAUGGUGGCAGAAUGGAAAUCACUCCUCCACUGGUUGCAGGAGUUUACAUGAUGUCAGCCAUCUUGUUUAACUGUGACUAAAAAAAACUAAAACUCCAAAUCAGUGCUAACAAUGUAAAGCAGUAUCGUCAGCUCAGUUAGACUAGCUUAGAUUAUAUUAACAUUUAUUGAAAUGCAAGAAGAGGUUUCCAAAUACUAAGGUACAGGCCAAGAGAGAUGAUGUCAUUGAGCAAUGCCAUUUGCUCCUCAGAAAGAUGAAACUAUCAUUUAAAACAGGGAAGAUGGACAAGUCUAUUUUUAUAUAUACAACUGUAACCUUUUAUUUUAUUAUUUUUGUAGUUUUGCAUGUUUUAAUUUUCCGUCUCAUUUUUCAAACCCUGCUAUCAUACAUGAUGGGUAGUUUUAUUUAAAAAAAAAAUUUUUUUCUGUGAUGAAUGUGUAAACCUUGCAAUCAGGGGUAAUUUUUUUACAUAGAUGGGUUCUUGUCUAUAUAUAUAUAUAUAUAUAUAUAUAUAUAUGCAUGGAUGUAUCUUGAUGCAUACAAACACAGUGGGUGAGGACAUUGACCAGUCCCUUGUUUUUAGUACAGUCUCACCUGUUUUUUUGUUCAAACAAGAGAAAGUAGUUUUUUUCAAAAGAAAGAGAGCGAAAGUUGUCUGAGAAGGAUGAGAUGAGUGUUGUCCUGAAGCACUUACCUAACACACCUGUCAUGCUCACUAGCUGAUAGUAGUUUCAAUCAAAUGAGUCAAAUUAUUAUUAUUAUAUAAAUUAUUACUAUCAUUUAUUAUUAUUAUUAUUGAUACUACUAUUUUCAACACAAUACUGUAUGCUGUAUCAUGAAUUGGAUGUUGUAUGUCACUCUGGUAUGGUGAUGGCUCACAAGGGUCACUGUGAAGGGAUGAAUGUAACAAGUGAUAAAAGAAAACAAUGAGAUCUAAAAGGACUGCUUUAAAGGAAGCACUUGUUUCAUUGUGUAUGAUUGGCUUAGCCUUCUCAAGCAAUCUGACAGCUUGAGUAAAGACGGGCACAAGAGGCCAUGGCCCGGAAACAACUGCCAUUUAAGUUAUUUAAAGCAAAAAGAGUUGUAUGAAAGUGGGAAUGCAGGUGGAAUUCAGUACAGAGACUGUUUAUGUAUUUACGAGAGAUAUGAGAGACAAAGUGAAAGUGAGAAACUCUGGCUACAGAAAUCUUCGGAGGAUCGAAGGGUGUCAUAUACCUGUUUGUUAGCGAUGUAUGUGGUCGUGCACGCAUGCGAGUCCGUGUGCUUUUGCGCACGGGCUUAAACACACAUAAACACGUACACGGUUACGGUAAUUUCAAUCAUGUUGAAUUAUGUCAUGUAUUUGUUGUACAUUAACAUGUAUAGAACUGCAUAUGCUAUAUCUAUCUUACUGUAUGAGAGCGCAAGACUACAUGAGCACGUUUUUAGUCCCGUCCCCCAAGACGCUGACUCAUCGAACGUAUGUGAAAGCAGUCAUGUAGUAAUUUCAGUGAUCUGUAGUAUAUUUGUGAGCGUGCGUGCAUGAGUGUGUGUUUGUGUGCGUGCAAGUGUAUAUGUGUGUGUGUGUGUGUACAUACCACACAUAUUAUAAAUAGAUAUUUAAGUUCUACUUAAAAGAAUAUUGCAAUUUGCACAUUUGGAGAGAAAGUAACAUGAUUUAUUUUGUUUUCUGCCAGCACAGGACAGGGCCGAAAACCACAUUUUUACUGAAAUGUAGCAGUUUCUUGACAAGUUUGCUUGGUUAGCAGCUCAGUUGGGUUCAUUUUCAUUAGGAAAACCAAGAAGCCCCUUUUCAGGGGGUUUGAAUCACACACAAACACAUAGAAGUAGGAUUGUGCAUUGUGCUGCGUUAAGGUGUUCGCUUCAUACGGGUGGAUGAAGUCAUAGCCUGUAGCCUGCAUAGUUGUUAAGUCCUUUCAGUGGCCACCCUCAAGUUAGCUUGGGUAGGUGAAGAUCUGGCAGGAGGAUGGGUGGUAGUACAGAAUAAAAGAUGCAUGGAUGGAUUUAAUGAGUGGUGGAGGGUUGGUGGGUGAGUGCACCCCAUAUACAAUUUGAAAAUGCUUUAUU
This is a messenger RNA of Sinocyclocheilus anshuiensis, 5818 nucleotides long. RefSeq names its product ataxin-1-like. Lineage: Eukaryota; Metazoa; Chordata; Actinopteri; Cypriniformes; Cyprinidae. Gene Ontology annotation, molecular function: RNA binding; protein binding. Gene Ontology annotation, biological process: negative regulation of transcription by RNA polymerase II; nervous system development. The transcript is spliced from 6 exons. The record is from RefSeq and is a predicted model, not a curated record. Gene Ontology annotation, cellular component: nucleus. The coding region runs from base 922 to 3267 and encodes 781 amino acids.